Messenger RNA from Culicoides brevitarsis, 1564 nucleotides. Its product is annotated as CAAX prenyl protease 1 homolog. NCBI's taxonomy places the organism in Eukaryota, Metazoa, Arthropoda, Insecta, Diptera, Ceratopogonidae. Gene Ontology annotation, molecular function: metalloendopeptidase activity. The coding region runs from base 90 to 1436 and encodes 448 amino acids. Gene Ontology annotation, cellular component: endoplasmic reticulum membrane. Gene Ontology annotation, biological process: CAAX-box protein processing. The transcript is spliced from 3 exons. The record is from RefSeq and is a predicted model, not a curated record.
CUGACGUUUAUCGUAGCAUCAAAAACGGAUACGGCUUUGUUUAGAAUUUUAAUUUUUUCCGUGAAAUUCUUGUAAAAUCCACACCAAAGAUGAUGGAAACAAGCGAGCUGACGCUCUACAGCAUCAUACUUUUCCUCCUGUUCGAGAAUUUUGUCGAACUUUGGUUGACUUUUCGACAAAUAAAAGUCUUUAAGAACAGUCGGGAGGUGCCAGCGCGACUAAAAUCGGUCAUGUCACAAGAAACUUUUGAGAAAGCUCGCGUUUAUGGCUUGGAUAAAGCCAAUUUCGGAGUCUUCAAGUCAAUUUUGAGUGAUGUCAUCAUCCCCACGGUCGAGUUAUAUGUAGGUUUUGUCGCGAUUUUGUGGUAUAAAUCGGUAAAACUCACUUCGCAGCUCGGGAUGAACGAGAAAAAUGAGAUUCUGGUCAGUAUUGUGUUCUUGUUGGUCACGAAUUGCUUGGGAAUUGUCAAAAGUAUGCCGUUCAAGAUCUAUAGUGUGUUUGUGCUCGAAGCGAGACACGGUUUUAACAAGCAAACACCCGGAUUUUUCAUCAAAGAUCAAGUCAAAGCGUUUGUUGUGUCGAAUUUGAUCUCGAUUCCAAUCGUCGCUGCCAUUGUUUACAUCGUCAAAAUCGGAGGUCCCUACUUUUUCCUGUAUUUAUGGGCCUUUGUGGGUGUCGUUUCGCUCGUUUUGAUCACAAUUUAUCCCGUUUACAUUGCGCCGCUCUUCGAUAAAUUCCGUCCCUUGGAGGAAGGACAUCUCCGAACGUCGAUCGAAGAGCUUGCGGCGAAAUUAAAGUUCCCGCUCGGGCAACUUUUUGUCGUUGAAGGCUCGAAACGGAGUGCGCACAGUAACGCUUACUUCACGGGACUUUUCGGUGUCAAGCGGAUCGUUUUGUUCGACACACUUUUGGUCAACAAAGGUUUGAAGGACGACUCAACACUGAGUGACGACGAAAAAGGCAAGGGAUGCAGUGACGAAGAGGUUCUUGCCGUUCUCGCUCACGAACUGGGACACUGGAAAUUGAAUCACGUCACAAAAAAUAUCGUCAUUAUGCAAGUUCAACUUUUCCUGAUUUUUGUCGUCUUUUCAUUCCUUUUCAACUUGUCGCCGUUGUACAAGGCGGUUGGUUUCCACGACGGAACGAUGCCAAUUCUCGUCGGAUUUCUCGUUAUCAUGCAAUACGUCUUGGCGCCAUACAAUUUUGUCAUUUCCAUCGCCAUGACGGUGCUUUCGCGGCGAUUUGAGUAUCAAGCUGAUGAGUUUGCACAAAAGUUGGGAUAUGCGGAAGACCUUGGAAAUUCAUUGAUUAAGUUGCAUAUCGAUAAUUUGGGUUUCCCGGUGUACGAUGAGUUGUACAGCGCAUGGAAUCACAGCCAUCCAACUUUGCUCCAAAGAUUAGAGAAGCUCACGGAAGAGAAGAAGAAGGAAAAGUAAAUUAAAGAAAUAGAAAAAAAACGAGGAAAUGUACUUUUUAUGACUUUUGUAAUAUUUACCAUUUUCGCACAUAUAAAAAAAAUUAAAUAAAACAAUUUUAUCUAAUCAAUAAAUUAAAUAAUCUUUUA